Molecule: messenger RNA, 2892 nt
Organism: Abrus precatorius (Indian licorice)
Lineage: Eukaryota; Viridiplantae; Streptophyta; Magnoliopsida; Fabales; Fabaceae
Exons: 3
Coding region: 173-1372 (399 amino acids)
Source: RefSeq, a predicted model, not a curated record
AUUUUCAUUUGUUAUUAUUGAUUAUUGGUUUUGAGAAACCCUAAUUUCUACGCUGUUUCGAUUCUCAUUCCCUUGGAAAAAGUCAAGGCAGCGAUUGAUUCGAAGAUUGAAAGAUCGAUCAUACAUCGCUAAUCGUCGAUAAAGGCUUGUGCUUGGAUUUGUCGUCUUCACUAUGAGAUUGAAAAAGGGAAGUAAAGUGGAGAUCAUUGGCAAAACAGAGAGGCUGAGAGUAGAAUGGCGCUGUGCUCGAAUAAUUUCUGGUAAUGGGCACACUUACAGUGUCCAGUAUGACUGCUCUAGCAAAACAGGCGAGGCCAGUGUGGAGAGAGUUCCGAGGAAGGCCAUCCGACCAUGUCCUCCUCCUAUUAAGGGUGUUGAGAGUUGGGAAGCUAAUGAUCAUUUGGAGGUUUAUGAUGCUGGUUGUUGGAAAGCAGCUACUGUUUUGAAAUUCAUAGGCAGAGGCUUCUACUUAGCAAGGCUGUGGGUGUCUUGCAAGGAGUUACAUGUUCACAAAGUAAACAUGAGGCCACGCCAGUCUUGGCAUAAUGGUCAAUGGUUUAUUAUGCCAAUGGGACCAUGCAAGUCCGGAGUUGGGAAGUCUAGCUGGAGUUUGAUUUCAAGCAGUUACAAGGAUCAGCCUGAAAUUCAGCAAACCAGAAAGAUUUGUUUACCAGGAUUAGACGCAAGUGUUCCCCAGGAAUCUCAUCUGGCCUCAACUUCAACAUUGAAGAGAAAGUCUCCUUAUGGCUCCUCUCUUAUUGAGCCUUAUCCCAUAAAAUUGAGGGCUGUUGCAAGUAUGGGUGAAUGCGAAAGACUCAAAGCACUACCCACAGCCCUUUUGCUGGAAAAGGUAGAUGCUGUUGCUUACCCAGAAAAUAAUAUGGGUGAAAAAUGCAUGCAUACUUCCUUUACUAAUGGUGCCAACCAAUAUUAUGAAACAGGGAAGAAGAAUCCUUGUAAUGUUUCAACGCACUUUCUUGAAAGAAUUGAAGAACCUGAAUAUUCUUGUAGUGUUAUGAGUUCAGUUGGCAGUUGUAGUGUGAUAAGUAAUAAUACAAAUAAAUUCUCCAGUGAUACCCUAGAAGGUUCUUGCCAAGAAGAUGAGGAUACCCUUCGUAGUGAUGCAGAAUCUGUAGAUGUUGGAGAUGUGGAUAAAGGAUGCUCCAUUUCUCCAGAAGACGUUGUAGCAGAAAGAAUUCAUAGGUUAGAGUUGCAUGCCUAUCGCAGAACGCUAGAGGCAAUAUAUGUUUCUGGUCCUUUAAGUUGGGAACAAGAAGAAUUAUUGACUAAUCUUCGUAUUUCACUCAAUAUUUCAAAUGAUGAACAUUCGAUGGAGAUAAAGAACUUAGUUUCAGCUGGUCAGAAUUUUUAAAUGUUUAUAUAACAUAGGGAUACCACCACAUCUUUGUACAGCCUUAUUAGGUUUUGAACAAAAGUGCAUAUAUUUGAAUCAUUCUCUUUUCUUAAUAUUUCUAUAUUGGGGAAAUUCUGUUGCAAUACUCUCUAUGUAUAUACCAAGUUAAUGAUGCUCCAUGCUCUUUAUUUAUUUUCCCUGUUUAUUUGAUGUUCUAAUUUUCCUAUCCAACUUUAGUCUUUAGGAGCCUGCAAUGAUUUGCAGAUGAAAGAUUCUUCUAAUCAUUUCUUUCACUACUUUCUGAUGCUCGUGUAUAUCUUUUGAUUUUGAAGCAAUUAUUGACAACAUCAUGGAUGUGACUUGGACAGCUUGCUUAUUAGUUUGUAGUAGUACAGAUCACUCUAAAAUCUUGCUUAAUUUGGAUAAACUUUAUAAGCUAUUUCUUUUAUGGUGUCAACUUUUCCAUCUUUUGAUUGUUAUUGAUGAAUCAGCUACAUUUUCCAGGGCCAGUGUAGGAGGAGGCUUGCAUGCCUUGCUUCCAAUGGCUAAAUAUGAUGCUAGGUUUGCUUCUUCUCUCUCAGCAAAUUAAUUGGUGAUUUCUACCAAUUAUUUUCUUACAGAGAUAAGAGAUUUCUGAUCACUGUUUGCUUUGAUUAUUUGUGUGCCCUCCAAUAAUGUAGUAUAUUUCAGGUCUUAGAUCUCACACUGCCAUGUCAUGCCAGAAUAUGAACUUUCUUAAUAGCUGCAGAUGCAAUCCUCAUUUGGAAGAUGAUCUUAUAGUACAAUUGUUCAGAUAGUGGCACUUUAUUUCCCAUGUUUGCUUGUCUUGUGGAUAAUUUUCAGUGUGACUUGAAUACUUUAUCCUGUCAAUUGAAAAGGAAGUGAUGGUAGGAUGUUUCAAUUCAUGUUAUAUCAGGCUAGUUAAUCGCACUGGAUUUGUCACAUGGCCUCCCCAUGAUGCGCCUGCAGAUGUGUCGUGUUUUGACAUGGGAACGAAUCUCAGCUGCAACAGUAGCAUUGCGGCUGCUACUUAAAACUGGUAAAAAUCUUGGUAAAAAUCUUGCUUCGCCUACAUUUUUGUGUCAUCCUACUAGUUGUUUUCAGGUCUUUUGGUCAAGACCGUUUUGUCUCUUUCCACUCCCCUUGCUUGUGAUAUAAGCCCUCUCCACUCUUCAAUCAUUGUCUGCCAGCUGUCCUGUCUUUGCAGUUCUAAGAGCUUCUUAUUUGUGUGUGUAUUGUGUUGUCCCAAUUUGCACUUCGCAGUCACCUGUUUUUACUGGUUUAUAUGACCUCUGUUCUGCUUCAAGAAGACCUCUUUUCUGUUAUGACUUUUUUCUUGGGUGAAUUUUGUGCUUCACACCCCUUUGUUAUUGACUCUGGUAAAUUACGUCGCGAGUUAAUGGCAAAUGUGCAUCUACGCUAUUGUCACUAUGACUUCCAAUUAUAAAUGAUGAAUAAACAUUUAAUUUGGUCCACUUGGUGCCAUUAGUUAUUGUUCACUUUGUCAAGGCAGGAUCUUUAAAAUUUCCAUAGUUCAU